GUUGUUGGAGGAGCUGGGGGUGAAUUUCGAACAUAUCCGGACCAAGGUAUGUAUUUACGUCCUGCUCUUGACCAUUCGCUUCGUUGUCAUUUCCGGGUUCUGUUUCGAGAGAGCAAGCAAGCAAUCGAACGAAAAGAAAAACAACAACUGAUGUCGAAUGGUAGACCUUGACCGUGCUCAACCCCUUCGCGCGCAUCGACCAACAUCUCAUGGACGACAGCGACCUCUACGGCGCCCUCCUCUACAUCGUCCUCUACGGCACCUUUCUGCUUUUCUCCGGAAAGGUCUUCUACGGCUACAUCUACGGCGUCGCCGUCUUUGGUACCGUCGCCCUGCAUCUAAUCCUCAGCCUCAUGUCUCCAGCCCUCGACACCGCCGCUUCAGCAUCAUCAUCAUUAUCUUCUUCUUCCUCUCCUCCUUCUUCUGCAGCUACCGCAGCCGCCGCCGCAGGCCUGGCCUCUACCUCCUCCCCAAACGCCGCAGACCCCAACAACUACGACCCGCACCACAAACCCUCCUCCGGCGCCCCCGGGUCCUCCCUGGCCGGCCACUUCUCCGCAACCCUGACGUUCCCGCGCUCCGCAAGCGUGCUCGGGUACUGCUUUCUGCCUCUCGUGUUGACCAGUCUCCUCGGCAUCUUGGUCCCCAUGGAUACCCUGUUCGGAUACCUGCUUACGACUGCGGCCGUGGGGUGGUGCACGUAUUCGUCCUCGGGGAUGUUCUGUGCCGUGGCGCGCAUGAGCGGCAUGAGAGGGCUCGUGGCUUACCCGCUGGCCUUGUUUUAUGUGGUUUUUGGCAUUAUGGGGAUUUUUUCAUCUAGGGGGAGUGGAGGCUUGGGCAGUUAAAACGGGUUGCAAUUUUUCUUUCUUUCUUUCUUUCCCUCCUCUCUGAUGGGUUGAUGUGUAUGGGGAAGUGUACUACUUACUUAGGUAUCAUAUCAUCUGGAUGAUGUGAUGAGUCGCGACAGGAAUUAGGUAGGUUGAUAUAUGAAUCAUCACGCAUUUCUUUUUUUU
This is a messenger RNA of Aspergillus ochraceoroseus IBT 24754, 1013 nucleotides long. Its product is annotated as transporter YIP1. Gene Ontology annotation, cellular component: trans-Golgi network. Gene Ontology annotation, biological process: vesicle fusion with Golgi apparatus; endoplasmic reticulum to Golgi vesicle-mediated transport. The record is from RefSeq and is a predicted model, not a curated record. Bases 210 to 845 code for a protein of 211 amino acids. The transcript has a single exon. NCBI's taxonomy places the organism in Eukaryota, Fungi, Ascomycota, Eurotiomycetes, Eurotiales, Aspergillaceae.